CACUUAGACUGGCGGUGCUAUUGUAAUAUAGUAUAGCCUACUUUUAUUAUACCGCUAGCUACGAUUGUCUGCGAUAUCAAUAUGUGUUGAAGCACCUUUUAAACCCACUCAGUUGCUAGCCUGUCUAUAUUAUGGCGUGUAUAACGAAAGGGAUUAGUUGCAGGAACUAAUACCGUUAUUAUACGACCGGCUACAAUAUUGUCUGCAUAUUUAUGUGAAAGUGUGCGUCAAGCCAACUUCUGUCAGUCCCGAACAACGACGGUAGCUCCCUACCACGUUGACGGAUUAUUGUGCUUGUAUUGGAACAGAUUAGUUAAAGUGACUAUUAGACUAUGUGUACGACAUUCCAUGACACCGGUUUAUAGCAAUAUUUAUAUAUAUAUAUUCUGUACUAACAGGACAUUAAUUAAUUACUGAUUAAUUACAGGAACUUCUCACAGGACAAAAAUGUUUAUAGUGGCAGGGAGUUGUACACUUAUCAUAGCACCAAGUGUUUAUAUUAAAGAGGCAGAUUAUUUAAUUUAGCGUGUGAUUUAUGAAUUAAUUACUAAAUUAAUAGGCUAGGGGAGUACGAAUUAGUAGUCUAUAUUAUGCAUGGUGCCAGUGACAGACAUUACAAGCUUUCUACCUGUGAUACAUCAGGUAUGAUAUAGAGGGAUUUAAACUAGACCACAUGUUUCACAGGAUGGGUUGUGGGGCGAGUCUUGAUUCCCGAGACAGUGAUCAGUUGAAUGUUGUAGUGUUCGGUGCCACGGGAAUGAUAGGUGGGGCGGUUAUACGAGCACUGCUCAGAACUGGACCAAAGUUCAAGGUGAAAGCCGUAACAAGAACACCAACUAGUGACGCAGCAAGGCAAUUAGCUGAAGACGGUGUAAUAAUAGCCACAGCUGAUCUUAAUGAUAGUAGAAGUUUAGAACGAGCUUUGAAUGGAGGCUCAUGUGUUUUUCUAUCAACACAUUAUUGGGAACAUCUUAAUAAAGAUAAAGAAAUUCACCAGGGUAUGAAUGCCGUUGAUGCAUGUGUGGCCUGUGACGUACAGCAUAUAAUAUUUCUAGGAGCAGAGAACUCUAAACGUGUUACAGGCAAGGAUUGUGGUUACCUCGAGGCUAAAUCUGCUAUAGAAGAAUAUAUUGUAGAAAGGAGUGCACCAGGUCAAGGACAUACCUUAAACUACACAUUUCUACGUCUGCCAUUUUUAUAUGAUAAUUUAUUGAGUUUAUUUAAACCUCAUUUGGUGAAACCAGAUGUCUACGCUUUAGCGCUGCCAUUAGAAGAUACCAGCAUAGAAUGUAUGAGCAUUAAUGACGUAGGAAGGUGUGUUUAUACCAUAAUAACCCGACCUAAACAGUAUUUCAACAAAACUAUUCGACUAUCAGUAGAUCGGUUAACCGUUCAACAGAUGGCGGAUAUCCUUACUAAACAGAUAGAAGACAAGAGAUUCGUUUGUCCAAAGAUAAGGAUAAAGGAUUAUGAAAAGUUUGAGUUUAAGGGUGCAGCCGACUUAGCCGCAAUGUUUGAAUUCUAUCAGGUCAGUGAACAUGGCGGCGAUAUAAAAUUAACUAAAAAACUUUACGGUAGUGUUAGUCUGUUUGAUAAAUGGGUGCACGAAAACAAAGAAAAAUUCUUGGAUGUAUUAAAAGAAGAAUAAAACUAACAACACUAAAAAUAAAAACUUCAAAGAGCUUUACAUAGAGCUAGACGCGUACGUCCCUAACACAGAUACGAAUUUAGAGCUAGAUUCGGGAGUCCUAAAGAAUCGACAGUUUUCUUAAAUAGCUGAAACAUUAUUUAGCCUUACAUCCGUUAUGACGGGCACAAGACACGAUGUGGGAUAUACAUGCAGCUCGAACCACCUAAUACCGCUUUACACUGACCAGGAUAUCAUGUUUUACCCGUUGAAAAUAUGGCAAAUUACAAUUAUUGUCUAAAUUGUGAUAUAUAUAAUUUAUUGUCCCGGAUGCGUGUUCAGGCGAUUACUCUGGCAGCGUGUCUGUAGGCGAAUAUUCGAGCAAUGUGUGUGCAGACGAAUACUAUAGCAACAUGUAUGCAGACGAAUACUCCAGCAACAUAUAUGCAGACGAAUACUCCAGCAACGUGUCGACGGAUACUCCAGUAACGUGUUGACGGAUACUCUAGCAACGUGUCGACGGAUACUCCAGUAACCUGUAGACGGAUACUCCAGCAACGUGUCGACGGAUACUCCAGCAACCUGUAAACGAAUACUCCAGCAACAUGUGUGCAAUUGGAUACUUCAGCGACGUGUGAGUAGACGGGUACUUCGGCAACGCGUGUGCUGUAGAUGGACACUCCGGUAACGGGUGUGCAGGCGGAUACUCCGGCAACAUGUGUGUAGACGAAUACUCUUGCAAGGUAUGUGCAAGUGAAUACUCCGGCCGCGUGUGUACAGGUGGGAAGGUUAGUCGUUAAAAAGAAUGUCUUUUACGAUAUUGCUAAAUACAAACUAUGUGUAGACAGAAAUAGGACUGAGGUAUUACACUGUAUUUUACUAAAUAUCAUACGAACUGUACUAGGUACGUCAACUGCUGUGGGAAUUGUAUUCUUUCUGAGAUUUAUCUUUCCCUGCCAUAUGUGACUAUACAGCAACCACGCAUGUUUUGCUUUGACAAAAUACAUUUUUCGUGUACCCUUUGACAAGUAUAUUUAUCGCAUGCGUAUUGAGAAGGCAAAAAUAAAGUGCUUAUGUCAUUACAGGAAGAGUACAUUGUACCACCUUUCACAGCUCCUGUUAUAUGUGAUACGACACCGACUGUGAUAAUAUGUGAUACGACAGCUACUGUGAUAUGUGAUACGAUAAAUACAGAUACUUUACAAAGUUUCAAGACACCCCGUUCACACGCCACACUACAUUAAAGUCCGAUUUACAAAAAUCAUCAACAUGUUUAACCAGGUGACUACAACCGCCAGCCGGAUUUGAGUGACCAGAAGGGUCAAUAAAGUAGAAAAGGAUGUAUGAAGUGAAAUGUCUGAUUCGCCAAGCGGAGCGAAUUGCGAAUUUUACAUAACCUGACAUUUCUAACCAGCCAUAGCUAUUAGGGGUCUUAAAAUUAAAGACUACGCAGGCCCAAGGCUGUCACGGUAGAGACAAAAUCCGAUCAAGGAUAACCCACGAUAUCAAUUAUUUUUGCUGUGUUAUUUUCUAUGCAUUACAUUUCUGUUGUGACCGAUGUAAAUUAUCUUACCUCAGAAAUAAACAAUAAAAAUGGUUUAUAAGUAGUGUA
Messenger RNA from Patella vulgata (common limpet), 3239 nucleotides. RefSeq names its product nmrA-like family domain-containing protein 1. Bases 674 to 1648 code for a protein of 324 amino acids. The transcript is spliced from 8 exons. Lineage: Eukaryota; Metazoa; Mollusca; Gastropoda; Patellidae. The record is from RefSeq and is a predicted model, not a curated record.